AUGUUUUGUACGCUCAAAGAAUAUUCUCAUACAAGAAAGCGAAAAGCGCGCUGCGAUACAGACGGGCGAUCAGGCAAUGUCCACCCAAGGAGUUUCAUCCACGAUCUCGAGAGAGAACUCAUGAACCUGGAGACGAAAAUAAAUGAUGCCGAAAAUGCACCGACCGAAACAUCGCCAGCCACUUCGAACCUUCGAUCUGGCGAUGAAGUUGCACAGACUUCCAUCACUGGGCAUACUGAGGAGCAUCCUACCUUUGCCGAAUCUUCAAGUGGAAUCAACUUGGUUCGGUCAGCCCUCGAAUGCGCUCAGCAGGAUUACUCGAAUUUAGAAACGCCGUCAGAUUCUGCAGAAACGCGACCCACGCUUCCAGAGACACAGAAGAAUAAUACACGGGCCGCCUUGCCACCACGCGAGUUGGCAAAUAACCUCAAAGACACCUUUUUCAGCAGUCAUCAAGUUCAAUAUCCGAUUCUCAAUCAGGAACAGUUCGAGGAUACCAUGUCACAAUUUUACGAUAAUCAUGAUGGCAGAAGCAACAACUCUGACCUGUCGCCUGCUGAUGUACGCGUGCGUUUCAUGAUCAACAUGGUACUUGCGAUUCCCCUCAUGUCCAUGGCAGGGGACCAUGAAGAAAGCCAUGCACUGUCAAAGGGUUUCGCUGCCAACGCCAUGGCUGAUGUGAGCCAUAUCAUGCAGACUAAGAACGUGCAGUCUCUCCAAUGUCUGCUCCUUCUCUUGUUACUGUCAAUAGUGGACUCUGCACCUGCACCCGUCUGGUAUAUAUCCGGCCUGUGUAUGAGGAUGUGCAUUGACCUAGGAUACCACUCCGAAAGAACCAUAAGUAUGUCUUCUUCAGUAGGAGCUACUGAGACGGGCAAAGAACAAGAAGCAGAUGUCAAGCGAAGACUCUUUUGGAUUACGUACAGUUUUGACAGGACGUUCAACAUCUUACUGGGUCGUCCCUUCACAUUUGACAAUUUGUCAGUGAGUAUUGACUUGCCUAGUUGCUCGUUGACAUCUACGACCCGACAACAAACAUUGCAUUGGCUGGAGCUACAGCGACUACAAAGCAAGAUCGUUCAUAGGCUUCAUAGCACUCAGGAAGUUAGAGAAAGGAACAACACAGAACAGCCAGAGCUUGAGCUAUGUCAAUGGACGAACGACAUGGCACAAACUCUAAAAGAGUGGAAUGGGUUCGCACAAACGCUCGCUGACCCUUGUGGCUACGAUGUCAACUGGUGGAGCUAUUGGCAUAGAACAGUUUUGCUCAUUCUAUACCGGCCAUCUUUAUUACGACCAACCCUCAGUCCGAGCGAGACAUUGUCUUGUUACAUGGCCGCAAAGGAACUCAUACAACUAUCAUUCCUCCGCAUCAGUGAAGGCCUUGCUGACUUUACUUGGAUUGACCUCCAUUUCCAAUUCAUGAGUGGUAUUACCAUGAUACUCAUCAUAUGGAAAAGUUUAGAAGCAAGGAAUAAGGCACAAGAAGAUUGGAUCUCGCUCAAGAGUAGCCUGUUCCAGUGGAAACUGAUAUUGGACCGACUUGGAGCCCGGUGGGAACGGAUCGGUCGAGCUCGCGAAGUGCUCUCAAAAUUGGCCGAUGCUACUGUUGACCUUGUGGAGAAGGUUCCUGCAGGACUUGCCGAAGGUACUCUUCAUCCACGACCCUCACAAAAUAUGAGAGAGACACGACGUAGCCAAAGACGAUCAAUCGUGCAAAGACUUCGAAACAUGUCGCGGCAAGAUCAAAGUCAGACUGGAGCCCAGGACUCAAGCCCACCUUGUUCAAACGCAGGGUUUGACAGAGGGACCACACAGUUGUCUAAUAACAACAGUAACCCCGAAAGUCGAGGUCAAGAUGUGACAAAUAUGCAGAAUCUUGCAGAAGGAACCGCAGGGUGGACUGACUCUGACAUUAAUCUGCAACAAGAGACAGCACUCGGGUCACAAGAUGCUGGCAAUACCUCACAAUGGGAGGCAGAACAAACACUCUGGCCACUUCUCAAUCUGUCUGAUACCACAACUGGCACUGAUGAGCUGGAUCUUUGGGCGUAUUUCUCCGCUCCGAUAUUGGGCAUGGAAAAUAUGGCCAUUCCAAUUAACAGUGCCAUCAGGCCUGAUGAAUCCCUAAACAACAGCAUCCUCAACUUUCAAGGGGAUCUCAGUCAGUUUCCUUCUCAAAAUGGAGCAAACAGUACCGAGGAGAGUGAUUAUAUACAAGGAUAUUAUGCCACACAUCAUGAGGGUUCCAACGCUGCCUUUGGAUUGAACUUCUACAAUGUAAAAGGUCCGGACCACGUUAGCCGAUGGGCAACGGAACCGCCGCUGUGGAUCUUAGAUCACGGCCCUUCCGAGAACUACUUCAAAACCAACUAG
Messenger RNA from Fusarium pseudograminearum CS3096, 2376 nucleotides. RefSeq lists its product as uncharacterized. Gene Ontology annotation, biological process: positive regulation of transcription by RNA polymerase II; DNA-templated transcription. NCBI's taxonomy places the organism in Eukaryota, Fungi, Ascomycota, Sordariomycetes, Hypocreales, Nectriaceae. Bases 1 to 2376 code for a protein of 791 amino acids. The transcript is spliced from 5 exons. Gene Ontology annotation, molecular function: zinc ion binding; DNA-binding transcription factor activity, RNA polymerase II-specific; sequence-specific DNA binding. The record is from RefSeq and is a predicted model, not a curated record.